Molecule: messenger RNA, 477 nt
Organism: Marasmius oreades (fairy-ring Marasmius)
Lineage: Eukaryota; Fungi; Basidiomycota; Agaricomycetes; Agaricales; Marasmiaceae
Exons: 3
Coding region: 1-477 (158 amino acids)
Source: RefSeq, a predicted model, not a curated record
AUGCUCGGUGUAUGGGGAAAUGCUGUUUGUUGUCUGUGGAGUGUUAAAGACCGAGAUCUUGAGUGGGAGAUUAUUCCCUUAGUGCGAUCAUUUGGUAUUGCCAUCGCACCUUGGGGUGUACUUUGUCAGGGAAAACUACUUUCAGAUAUCAAGCGGCGUCAAGAGUCGGGAGAGGGACACAGUGGGAUAAUCAAAUCCGAUACUUGGCAUCAAACCGAAGACGAAAUUCGCAUCUCUCGUACGUUGGAGACAGUCGCAAAAGAAAUCGGAGCGAAGAGUGUCACCGCUGUACUUACAGUCGGUAUCGCCUACGUCAUGCAGAAGACCUCUUAUGUCUUCCCUGUUGUCGGAAGACGCAAAGUUGAACAUUUAGUUGAAAACUUGGAGGCAUUAGAUAUCAAGCUCUCGGAUGAGAAUAUCAACUACCUCGAGGUAUCCUCCCGUUCCACGCCGGAUUCCCGUAUACUUUCAUUGUGA